Messenger RNA from Hirsutella rhossiliensis, 3405 nucleotides. RefSeq names its product SMC proteins flexible hinge domain-containing protein. Lineage: Eukaryota; Fungi; Ascomycota; Sordariomycetes; Hypocreales; Ophiocordycipitaceae. The transcript is spliced from 7 exons. Gene Ontology annotation, cellular component: chromosome. Gene Ontology annotation, molecular function: ATP hydrolysis activity; protein binding; ATP binding. The coding region runs from base 1 to 3405 and encodes 1134 amino acids. Gene Ontology annotation, biological process: chromosome organization. The record is from RefSeq and is a predicted model, not a curated record.
AUGAGGGUGAUAGAAGUCAUCAUCGACGGCUUCAAGUCGUAUGCCGUUCGGACGGUGAUAUCAGGAUGGGACGAGAGCUUCAACUCCAUCACUGGCCUGAACGGCAGCGGCAAGUCUAAUAUCCUAGACUCGAUCUGCUUCGUCCUCGGCAUCACGAACAUGUCCACGGUUCGAGCGCAAAAUCUUCAAGACCUGAUAUACAAGCGCGGCCAGGCAGGAGUUACCAAGGCCAGUGUGACGAUUGUGUUCGACAACCGGGACACCAAGAAGUCGCCGAUAGGGUUUGAGGAGUAUGCAACCAUCAGCGUCACUCGCCAGAUCGUUCUGGGCGGCACCUCCAAAUACCUCAUCAACGGUCAUCGAGCACAGCAACAGACGGUCCAGAACCUUUUCCAGUCGGUGCAGCUAAACAUCAACAAUCCCAAUUUCCUCAUCAUGCAGGGGAGGAUCACCAAGGUCUUGAACAUGAAGCCGGUAGAGAUUCUGGCCAUGAUCGAGGAAGCAGCGGGAACAAGAAUGUUUGAGGACCGAAGGGACAAGGCGCUGAAGACGAUGGCGAAGAAGGAACUGAAGCUUCAGGAGCUGAGGGAGCUUCUGAAAGACGAAAUUGAGCCCAAGCUGGAAAAGCUCCGAACCGAAAAGCGAGCGUUCCUCGACUUCCAGCAAACUCAAAACGAUCUUGAGCGAUUAACCAGGCUUGUGGUUGCUUACGACUACACCAGAUGUCAAGAGAAGUUGAAGCAGUCGGCAGCAGACCUGGAGGCGAAAAAACAGCGACUGAAGAGUCUGGAAGACUCGGCGGCACGCUUCAGGAGUGAAAUAUCGCACCUCGAAGAAGACGUUGGAAAAGUACGAGCCCAGCGUGACAAGGAGCUCAAGAAGGGUGGAAAGGCACAAGCCCUCGAGGAUGCUGUCAAGAAGCAUGCCAACGAGCUCGUGCGACUCGCCACCGUUCUGGACCUAAAGAACACAAGUCUAGCAGAGGAGAGUGAGAAGAAGGCGGCUAUGGAGAAGACAGUAUCGGAGCUGGAAGCCACUCUCCAAGUCAAAUCGGCGGCUUUUGCGGAUGCAAAGUCCACCUACGACAAGGCAAAGGACGACCUUGCGAAGCAGAGCAAAGACGUUGAGUCAAAGGAAGAGCUGCUGCAAACCCUGCAAACCGGCGUCGCCUCCAAGGACGGCCCGGAGAAUGGCUACCAGGGACAGCUGCAAGAUGCACGGAAUCGGGCCACGACUGCUGCGACGGAGCAGGAGCAGGCCAAGAUCAAAAUCGCGCACCUGCAAAGCCGCCUUAAGGAGGAAGAGCCCCGAGCCAAAAAGGCGAAAGAGCAGAACGCUGGUCUCUUGCGUGAUCUAGAUGGUUUGAAGUCGCAGGCGCUGCGAUUGGAGAAGGAACUGGGCAAACUCGGCUUCGAGCCCGGUCAAGAGGAGGACAUGUACAAGCAGGAGUCGCUCUUGCAGCAGACGGUACGAAGCUUUCGAGAGGACUCGGACAAGCUCAAGCGCCAGGUUGCCAACAUCGAUUUCAACUACGCCGAUCCUGUCCCUGGAUUCGAUCGAUCCAAGGUCAAGGGUUUGGUGGCCCAGCUCUUCACCCUCGACAAGGAACACAGUAGAGCAGGCACCGCCCUGGAGAUCUGCGCCGGAGGGCGUUUGUACAACGUGGUUGUUGACACAGAAGUGACGGGCACACAACUGCUUCAGAAGGGCAAGCUGAGAAAGCGAGUCACGAUUAUUCCCUUGAACAAGAUUGCAGCGUUCAAGGCAUCAGCGCAGACCAUUGCAACUGCGCAAAACAUUGCACCCGGUAAGGUUGACCUUGCGUUAUCCCUGGUCGGGUACGACGAAGAGGUUUCCGCUGCCAUGGAAAUGAGGAGCAUCACCCUCGAGGGAGACGCUUACGACCCUUCUGGCACCUUGUCUGGUGGCAGCGCGCCAAACUCGAGCGGUGUUCUCAUCACCUUGCAGAAACUCAACAGCAUAACGAGGCAGCUAAACGAGGCCGAGCAGUCUUUAAAGGGAGUCCAGGCCCGGAUCACCCAGGAAAAGUCCAAGCUUGAUCGGGCACGCCGUAUCAAGCAAGACCUGGACCUGAAGAAUCACGAGAUCAAGCUCGCCGAGGAACAGAUCGGCGGAAACUCGUCGUCUUCCAUCAUCCAAGACGUGGAGAACAUGAAGACCAGCAUAGUUGAGCUUCAGGAGGGCAUCGUUCAAGCCAAGACGCGUCAAUCGGAUGCCAGUGCCGAUGUGAAGCGGAUCGAGAAGGACAUGAAGGACUUUGACACCAACAAGGAUGCCAAGCUGGUGGAACUGCAAAAGUCACUUGACAAGCUCCGGGUGGGCCUGAACGACAAUUCCGUGGCCGUCAAGACGCUGCAGAAGGAGCUUCAGAGCGCGCACCUGGAUGUGGAGCAAGUCGGCGGUGAUCUCUCAGCGGCGCGAGAUCAGCUGCAGGAAGUAGAGCUGGGGAUCAGGGCGCAACAGCAGGACGUCGAGAAUCUCACAAAGCAGCAAUCCGAGCUCACAGGGACGCACGACGCUGUCCAGGCCCAGCUAGACGACGAAAGAGCCAAGCUGCACCAGUUUGACGACGAACUGCGGGCCCUGGAUGACGCGGUCGAGCGGUUCCACAAGGAGCAGCAAGGAGCGGCAGAUAAUGUGGCUCGGCUCGAGGGCGAGCACGAAUGGAUCCAGGACGAACAGGAUAGGUUUGGCCGCGGCGGCACGCCUUACGACUUCCAGGGCCAGAAUAUUGGCGAGUGCAAGGCCACGCUUCGCAACUUGACGGAACGCUUCCAAGGAAUGAAGAAGAAGAUCAACCCCAAAGUUAUGAACAUGAUUGACAGCGUCGAGAAGAAGGAGGUAUCGCUUAAGCACAUGAUCAAGACCGUCAUCCGCGACAAGCGCAAGAUUGAAGAGACAAUUGUCAGCCUCGACGACUACAAGAAGAAGGCCCUGCGGGAGACAUGGGAAAAGGUCAACGGGGACUUUGGCCAGAUAUUCUCGGAGCUCCUCCCGGGAGGAAGCUUUGCCAAGUUGGAUCCUCCCGAGGGCAAGACGAUCAGCGACGGUCUAGAGGUCAAGGUCUGUCUCGGCAAGGUUUGGAAGCAAAGUCUGACGGAGCUGAGCGGCGGUCAAAGGUCUCUCGUCGCUCUAUCGCUCAUCAUGGCCCUGCUACAGUUCAAGCCUGCGCCCAUGUACAUUCUGGACGAGGUGGAUGCGGCCCUCGACCUUUCUCAUACGCAGAAUAUCGGGCGCCUGAUCAAGACGCGCUUCAAGGGGUCGCAGUUUAUCGUCGUCAGUCUCAAGGAUGGAAUGUUCCAAAACGCCAACCGCAUCUUCCGCACACGGUUCAGCGAAGGCACGAGCAUGGUCCAGGCCCUGACACCAGCGGACCUGAAGUAA